AUGAAUUUUAAAGAAUAUAUGUGGCUUUUCAAGCUUGAAUUUGAAGCAUAUGUAUGUACCACGUUCUUCUGCGUUUUGCUAUUCAUAGCCGCUUGGCUUGGAGUAAAGCAUGAGGUGGCUUGUAGCUGGCAUUUGGGAGCUCAAAACGUUGUGAGGCACGACUGGAAAGAUGUUCACACGACAUGCUUUUCAAACGGCCCCAAUUGUGAUUGA
This is a messenger RNA of Lathyrus sativus (Indian pea), 213 nucleotides long. The record is from the annotation of a GenBank genome assembly. NCBI's taxonomy places the organism in Eukaryota, Viridiplantae, Streptophyta, Magnoliopsida, Fabales, Fabaceae.